Siniperca chuatsi (mandarin fish) is the source of this 2880-nucleotide messenger RNA. It is a transcript of the gene fzd2, whose product is annotated as frizzled class receptor 2. Lineage: Eukaryota; Metazoa; Chordata; Actinopteri; Centrarchiformes; Sinipercidae. The record is from RefSeq and is a predicted model, not a curated record. Gene Ontology annotation, biological process: non-canonical Wnt signaling pathway; canonical Wnt signaling pathway. The transcript has a single exon. Gene Ontology annotation, molecular function: Wnt-protein binding; Wnt receptor activity. Gene Ontology annotation, cellular component: plasma membrane. Bases 199 to 1830 code for a protein of 543 amino acids.
AAUAGUGAGGGAAUCGGAGUUGCGGAGAAGAAAAAAGUCAGUUCAAAGCGGAGACCAAACACUAAGAGAGCAGUGUCCAGGUCUUCACCACCAGUCUUUUCUUUUAGUAAGUUACUCUCGCUCAAGAACUGCUUGCAGAAUUGAUGAUACAAAUUUACAGCAAGUUAAUCGGGUUAAAGUUGUUUUAAACUUGGGAAGAUGAACUUGUGGAAGACCUGGUCUGUUGCACUCCUGCUGCCUCUGCUGAUAUCAGCCCAGUAUCAAGGGGACACCGGAAUAGUCGUCCCGGAGCAUGGAUUUUGUCAGCCGAUUUCAAUACCUCUGUGCACGGACAUAGCCUAUAACCAAACCAUAAUGCCAAAUUUAGUCGGCCAUUACAACCAGGAAGACGCAGGGCUCGAGGUGCACCAGUUUUACCCUCUUGUAAAGGUACAGUGCUCGCCGGAGUUAAAAUUCUUCCUGUGCUCCAUGUAUGCGCCUGUGUGCACAGUUCUGGAGAAGGCCAUUCCUCCCUGCAGGUCAAUCUGCGAGAGAGCCAAGCAGGGCUGCGAGGCUCUCAUGAACAAGUUCGGCUUUCAGUGGCCGGACCGACUGCGCUGCGAGAACUUCCCUGUGCUGGGAGACGGACAGAUCUGUGUGGGCCAAAAUGAUUCCUCUGCCGCCACCGUCCCACCCAUCAUGUCUGUCCCGGGGACCCAGGGCAUUGUCUCCACACAUGAGAGGCCUUUUCGUUGCCCGCCUGUUCUCAAAGUACCCCCAUAUGUGAAUUAUAAGUUUUUAGAUGAGAAGGAUUGUGCAGCUCCCUGUGAGCCAUCAAGGAGCGGUGGGAACAUGUUUUUCAGUGAUAAAGAGAUUCAUUUCUCCCGCAUAUGGAUUCUGGUUUGGUCUGUGCUUUGUUGUGCAUCGACAUUAUUCACAGUAACCACCUAUUUAGUUGACAUGCAGCGCUUCAGAUACCCUGAGCGACCUAUCAUCUUCCUGUCUGGCUGCUACACAAUGGUCUCCAUAGCCUACAUAGCUGGCUACUUCCUGGGGGACAGAGUGGUGUGCAAUGAUAGCUUCAGCCCAGAUGGCUAUAAAACCAUCGUCCAAGGCACCAAAAAGGAAGGUUGCACCAUCCUCUUCAUGAUGCUCUAUUUCUUCAGCAUGGCCAGCUCCAUCUGGUGGGUCAUCCUGUCUCUCACCUGGUUCCUGGCAGCAGGUAUGAAGUGGGGCCAUGAGGCUAUUGAGGCCAACUCUCAGUAUUUUCACCUGGCAGCCUGGGCAGUGCCAGCCGUCAAGACCAUCAGCAUCCUGGCCAUCGGGCAGAUCGAGGGUGAUGUGCUCAGCGGUGUCUGCUUCGUCAGUCUCAGCAACCUGGACCCUCUACGAGGUUUUGUGUUGGCCCCGCUCUUCAUUUAUCUCUUCAUCGGUACCUCUUUCUUGCUGGCCGGCUUUGUGUCACUGUUCCGAAUUCGCACCAUCAUGAAACAUGAUGGCACGAAGACUGAGAAGCUGGAGCGACUGAUGGUGCGGAUCGGGGUAUUCAGCGUGCUCUACACCGUCCCUGCCACCAUUGUUAUUGCCUGCUUCUUCUAUGAGCAGGCCUUCCGCCCCCACUGGGAGCGCAGCUGGGUCAGCCAUAACUGCAGGGGCUUGGCCAUCCCCUGCCCUUUGCAGACCGGGCCCCGCAUGACUCCAGACUUCACUGUCUACAUGAUCAAGUACCUGAUGACACUGAUAGUGGGUAUCACCUCCGGUUUCUGGAUCUGGUCUGGAAAGACUCUCCACUCCUGGCAUAAGUUCUACAGUAGACUGACAAAUGGCAAACAUGGAGAGACCACUGUGUAGAAUAAAGGGACAUCUAAAUGUUACUGGGACUAAUGUUGUGUGUUAUUACCUGUUUCUCAUGCAAUAGGUAAGUAGCACAGUGAGUAGCUAUAUGUUCUUACAGCAUUUGUAUUCGCCUCAGCUGUAUAGCCACGCAUGCAUGCCAAACUGAGGGUCAGGGUUUGAAAAAAGGCCAAGCUGGAUAAACAAGGACUGAACCUGACUGUCUGAACAAAUAACAAGCAUGGCUAUGGAUGCCAUGUGCUGAAAUGCUGUCCUCCCCCUCUCUGGCUCUUUUCUUAAAGCCACCAUAAACUCAAAGGGAGUGAUGAUCCAGCAGCCAAGAACAUAGAGAGAGGGGAAAUGAGUGGUGGAAGAAUGGCAGUUUAUUCUCUCUGUAAACAUUUCAUAAAUGAAAUUGUAAAUAGUAUUUGUAAAAACAUGACAUUAUAUAUUUGUAUUUAAAGAAAGUAAAUACUUUUCCUUAUGUGCUAGUGUACCUGCUUUACUCUUGCACUGUAAGAAUGCUACAUACCGUAGAUCUAGUCAUGCGCCUUUUUUAUCAAUUGCUGGUUAUUAAUGCAUUAAAAUAAUGUCUACAUUUCAGUCAACAUUUUCAGUUUAGCCCACUGUACUGUCUCUCCUCUUUAACCAAAAACAUCUGCAAAAUGUGCAGAUAUCAUCAAACAACUACAAAUCAGAUGCUUGAUUUUAAAUUCCUAGUUCAAGGGGAAAAACAGUAUUGAGUGUUUUUCUUACAUUUUUUGCCCUUCCUUAUGUUCAGUAUUUAAUGAUUAAACAAUGUCUUGAUAACAAGUUAUUUUCUUUUAUAAUAGAACAGCCAUGUUUUCUCAAGGGGGUGAGGGUUGCGUGUCACACCUGAACAUCUGUUGCCUUAGACCGGCAGGCAACAGUAAAAGAUUAUUGGAAUUCUUAAUGGAAAUGAGCUUCUUACACAAGACCGUAGCCCUCUUGGAAAUACAAGGAAUGAGUUUAUACUGAGACAAUUGAACACACCUCUCCUGUUAAUCACUUAUCCUGCAAAUUAUCAAUAUAUUCUGAAAUAUUUCA